AUGGCAGAUAAACGACUACCGCAUCUCUCGCCCUUUCGUUCUUACAGCCGCACGGAGGAAUCGGGCCUGGCCAUCUUUCGCCACUGCACUGCUUCGACUGUCUACGAUACAGGUAUGAUUGAGGAUAAUCCAGGUGACGCAGCCACGUGUGGUUUGCUUUGCGGACUUGACCGACCGAAUCGGAACACCAUCCCGUCGACCCUGGUAUGUCAACCCUAUCUGAUCGGCAUCCUGCAGGUUCGCCAUCCAAUCUGCGCCACAGAAUCUGACAUGAAUUUCCCCGAUCGCCGUCCGACUCCACCAAUUCCUUCUGGAACAGGACCCUGA
This is a messenger RNA of Colletotrichum costaricense, 327 nucleotides long. RefSeq lists its product as uncharacterized. NCBI's taxonomy places the organism in Eukaryota, Fungi, Ascomycota, Sordariomycetes, Glomerellales, Glomerellaceae. Bases 1 to 327 code for a protein of 108 amino acids. The transcript is spliced from 3 exons. The record is from RefSeq and is a predicted model, not a curated record.